AUGCAAAGACAAUUUUUUAUACAGAGUCAGAGGUCCUGUGGGAAGAUGGCGGAUUGUGAAGUUCAGAAAUUAACUGAUGAGAGUGUUGUUGACUGGAGGGCCAGUCGGAGGAUGAUUCAUGCUACAGCUCAAAAAUUAACCAUGAAAAAUUACAAUGAUUUAAAAAUUGGCCUGGGGCUCCUCAACAUAAGAUCUAUAAUGUCAAAAUAUGAAAUGGUGUGUGAUAUAAUUUGUGAAGAACUGGAUAUUCUUGUAUUAACUGAAACAUGGCAUGGGUCGUCAGAUGAGUUUGCUGUUCGAUGCGCGAUGCCCCCUGGUUAUAAGUUUGUAGAUUACGUCAGACCUCACGAUCCAUAUCAUGGCGGAAUUAUAAUUUAUUUCAAGAAAGAGUUCAUUUAUAAACCUGUUGAGUUACCCGCCGUGAUAACUUUUGAAGCUGUUGCAAUUAAAUUGAAAGUAAACAAAUCUGAUUUUAUUUUGUUAUCAAUUUAUAGACCUGGAUCGGUUCCUUCUUCACCAUCGUUCUUUUCAGAGCUAGCGAAUGUUUUAGAAGUUUUAUCUCUGUUAAGUGAUAAAAUCGUUGUUGCGGGAGAUUUUAAUGUUCAUAUGGAGAGAAAAGAUGAUCCAAACACAGUCUCACUGAAUGAGGUACGAGAAGUAAAAAAGUGGUUCGAUCCUGGCGACGCAUAA
Messenger RNA from Helobdella robusta, 690 nucleotides. RefSeq lists its product as hypothetical. Gene Ontology annotation, molecular function: catalytic activity. The transcript is spliced from 2 exons. The coding region runs from base 1 to 690 and encodes 229 amino acids. The record is from RefSeq and is a predicted model, not a curated record. NCBI's taxonomy places the organism in Eukaryota, Metazoa, Annelida, Clitellata, Rhynchobdellida, Glossiphoniidae.